This is a messenger RNA of Pseudocercospora fijiensis CIRAD86, 1578 nucleotides long. RefSeq names its product glycoside hydrolase family 72 carbohydrate-binding module family 43 protein. Lineage: Eukaryota; Fungi; Ascomycota; Dothideomycetes; Mycosphaerellales; Mycosphaerellaceae. The coding region runs from base 1 to 1578 and encodes 525 amino acids. Gene Ontology annotation, molecular function: 1,3-beta-glucanosyltransferase activity. Gene Ontology annotation, cellular component: cytoplasm; fungal-type cell wall. The record is from RefSeq and is a predicted model, not a curated record. The transcript has 5 exons. Gene Ontology annotation, biological process: fungal-type cell wall (1->3)-beta-D-glucan biosynthetic process.
AUGCUAUAUCUAAGGGCCUUCGCUGCCACGAUCGGCGUCCUCGUCACCUACCUAAUAGCCGAUGUAUCCGGUCAAGAUAUUGACACUAUUGUGAUCAAGGGCUCAAAGUUCUUUUACUCAGGCAAUGGCACACAAUUCUUCAUCAAAGGAGUCGCUUAUCAGCAGGACUUCCAGCCUGGUCGCGGUCAGCCGAGUAAUGGCUACAAUGAUCCUCUGGCCGACACUGCUGGCUGCAUGCGAGAUAUUCCAUACCUUAAGCAACUCGACACUAACACAAUUCGCGUGUAUGCCAUUGAUCCUACUCAAGACCACUCCGAGUGCAUGACCGCAUUGGCCAAUGCAGGAAUCUAUGUCCUCGCAGAUCUGGCGGCUCCCAAUGAGUCAAUCGACUCGAAUGACCCAUCAUGGAAUACGGAGCUAUAUGCACGAUAUACUUCCGUGGUCGACGAGAUGCAAAAGUACAGCAAUCUGCUUGGCUUCUUCGCUGGAAACGAGAUUGUCACGCAGCCAAACGUCACAGCCUCGGCAGCUUUCGCGAAAGCUGCUGUGAGGGAUAUGAAAGCAUACAUUCGUUCCAAGAAGUACCGCGCGAUCGGCGUGGGCUACGCCACGAGUGAUAAUGCUGAUAUUCGUGUGCCACUCGCGAAUUAUAUGGAUUGUGGUAACUCAAGCGACGCCAUUGACUUCUGGGGCUACAAUGUCUACUCGUGGUGUGGAGAUUCGUCAUUCUCAACGUCCGGCUAUCAGACUCGUACUGAGGAGUUGGCAAGCUACAACGUGCCGGUCUUUUUUGCUGAAUAUGGAUGCAAUACCGUCCAACCGAGGACUUUCACAGAUGUUCCCGUGCUUUUCGGGCCUCAGAUGGACGACGUCUGGUCCGGAGGCAUCAUCUAUCUAUACUUUCAAGAAGUCAACGACUAUGGUCUCGUCUCCAUUGACGGAAACUCGGUGUCUACUUUGGUAGAUUUCAACAACCUAAAGUCACAAAUCACGACCGUGUCGCCAAGCGGUCCAAAUUCAGCUUCCUACAGCCCGACCAAUUCUCCUCAGUCCUGCCCGACAAAGAAUUCAGCCUUCAGCGCAGCCACGAAUCUUCCGCCCACGCCAGACACCUCUCUGUGCGACUGCAUGUACAACUCUUUAGGCUGCGUGCCGUCCAACGAUGUCGACGCAGACUCCUACGGCGAUCUCUUCAGCUACGUUUGUGGCGACAACGCCAACCUGUGCAACGGAAUCGCUAGGAACGGCACUACUGGUCAGUAUGGCCAAUUCGGGAUGUGUAGUCCAAAGCAGCAGCUUGGCUAUGUCUUGAACCAGUACUAUAGUAGUCGCGGUGCCGAUGCGACCGCAUGUCGCUUCUCCGGUUCGGCAGUGACACAGGCUGCUGCGAGCGCCACUGGCAGCUGCGCUACACAGUUAUCUGCGGCCAGCUCUGCGAAUCCCGCUGCCGGCAGUGCUUCUUCGAGCCAAGGUGUUGGUGCUGUGAAUCCUGUGGCCGGAAUGGAUGUUGGAUAUGUUAGCUUGGCGGUGCUUCUUCAAGUUGCUAUCAUCUCUGGUGUCGGUAUGAUCUGGCUCUGA